This is a messenger RNA of Branchiostoma belcheri (Belcher's lancelet), 1213 nucleotides long. RefSeq lists its product as uncharacterized. Lineage: Eukaryota; Metazoa; Chordata; Leptocardii; Amphioxiformes; Branchiostomatidae. The record is from RefSeq and is a predicted model, not a curated record. The transcript is spliced from 5 exons. Bases 20 to 1084 code for a protein of 354 amino acids.
CCCCACCAUCUCCACCGACAUGUUGACUCCCAUCUACACGGACCAGCAGGGAAACCAGAUCGUGGCGUUAGGACCGGACACCGGCGUGGCUGUCACCACCCAGCAGCCAGCUUUUGUAACAGCAGGGACAGGCUCAACCCAAGUGCAUCAGGCUGACUACAGCUCCCUCGGGAGUCCGGUGGAGGUGCUGCAGUCAUCGCCCGGGCAACAGUUGCCGCAGCAACCGUCCACCCUACUGCUGCCCCCCGACCUGCAGCUGCAGCCCCAGACUAACCUGAUCCCCCCCACCAUACUCAUGAACGUGCCCGUGGUAUCUUCCCAGGGGGAGGGGCAGGCUGACAACUCACAGGUGUUUACACUGAAGGAAGUGAAGAUGCCGUCAGCUGGAUCGUCAGUACAGCCUGGCCAAGACGUGAACAGUGCACAGGUGGACACUCAGAUAGCCUCCCUGCUGCAGCACAUGUCACAACAGGUACAGACAUCAGUGGGACCCACAGCAGACAGCAGCUCCACUCAGGACACUGACCUGUCUCAGUUCCAGCCUGACUCACCACAGACAUACCCGUUAAACCUGGUCCAGACAGCAGGACAGCAGGAGGUCAUACAAACCCUGGAUCAAGGUCAAAUUCAAGGUCAACUGCAAGGUCAGACACAGCAAACAGUGAGGAACGUUCCGCAGCCGACGACGACUGCCCCAGCCACCAGUGCAGGUGGGAAGGACUGUUGUACCACCCGACUUGGCGACAGGAUUACGACCGUGUUUCUGACCAGGCCGGAGGAGCUACAGAGCAUCGCACCACAGGCCGCAGAACUCCUUCCUACGCUGACACAGAGCGCGGUGACGGUCGGGAAGCAGCAGUCGACCAGCGAUCCCGGCCAGCCCAUCUUGCCCGUGAUCGUCAUCAAGACAGAGUCAGACGCCAACUGUUGUAAGUGCACCUGUGACUGCAAGGUGAAGCCCUCUUCUCCAGAGAUCACGGCAACACCGUCAACAACAACAACAACAACCACAACUUCUAGUGCCUCACAACAACAAAUAUUAUCUCCUCAAGUGCAGCUGUCUCCAGAAAGAGUUACACAGUGAUGUGUACUAAUUUGCUUUACUAAAACUCAAGGUAGUUCUCCAAGACUUUCAGUUAUAUGGGUGUCUUGUUAACCUGUGGCUCAAACUAAGGCUGAUGUUCUGUUUUUGUUCAUUUUUGUUCAGCACCAU